AAUGCCUAAUCAAAGAAAAAGGUCGUCGGAACGUUCGCUGUGCCCUCAAUAUGUUUUAGAGGAAGCUAGAAGACGAAUAGAAAAUGGUGAAAGCAAAAGAAAAGUAGCAUCGUCGUACGGGAUGAAAGAAAGUACUUUGCGGUAUCGCCUGAAGAGAAAAGAAGCUGCAACAAAGCUUGGUAGAUAUGAUGCAACUCUUUCUCCCGAAAUUGAACAGGAAUUUUGUAAUUAUUUGGAAGAUCUUGACAAUAUGUUUCAAGGGAUGACUCCUAAGAAUUUGAGGAUUGCUGCUUACGAGUUUGUGGUGAAAAAUAAUAUUCCUCAUCAUUUCAAUGCCGAAAAGAAAAUGGCAGGCAAACACUGGCUUCGUGGAUUUCUCAGUCGGCACCCAGAUCUUUCACUAAGACGUCCAACUUCCACAAGUAUUGCUAGGGCGAUGGGAUUUAAUAAGCCACAAUGUGAAAGGUUCUACAAAAAUCUAGCAGAAUUGAUGGACAAGUAUAAGUUUCCUCCAACUUCCAUUUAUAAUAUGGAUGAAACUGGUCUGUCUACCGUACCCAACAAUCCUCCAAGGGUCAUAUCAAAAAAAGGAAAGCGCGCUGUUAAUAAGAUUUCUAGCGCUGAAAGAGGAACGAACGUAACCGUAGUGAAUGCUAUGAGUGCAUCUGGACACUUCAUUCCUCCCGCUUUCAUAUUCGGUCGCAAAAGGAUGAAAGCAGAAUUGCUGGAUGGCGCACCACCAGCGUCUAUUGGAAUGGUCUCAGACAGAAGUUAUAUUAAUAGUGAACUUUUUUUAAACUGGCUAGGUCACUUUAAAGAUCACACAAGACCAACUAAAGAACACCCUAUCCUUCUGGUUCUUGACAAUCAUGUGUCGCAUUGUACAAUAGGGGCUGUAGACUUUUAUCGAGCGAAUAACAUAAUAGCUCUAACCAUACCUCCACACAGCAGCCACAAGAUGCAACCACUAGACAAAGGUUUUCAUACGUUUAAUAAAGCAGCUACAGUUGGUUGUGCUGCUGAAUGUUUCAAGGUGUCCGGAAUCUACCCAUACAAUCCAGAUAUCUUCACAGAUGCAGAUUUUCUUCCUAGUGCUGUGACCGAAAGAGAAAUGGAUGAUAACCAAUGUUCAGAAUCACGACAGGAGAAUCCUCAAGAAGCAACACCCCAUGAACAGAGAGAACCAGUUAUGGAUAAUGAGCCUCGUGCUUCUGUUUUCAACAAGGAGCCAAAAAAACCAUCAACUCCGAGGAACGCUUUUACAGCAAUUGAGAAUGUUUCUCUAGUAACAGAAGCUCCAGCCGAACCAGUUGAUCAGGGCUGGAAAGACGUCCUUGGACUCAAUCUCCAGAGCAACGGAGAAUUGGCAUCGAUGAAACAACAUGUAAGUCGAUAUACUGUAUGCUAA
Molecule: messenger RNA, 1408 nt
Organism: Acanthoscelides obtectus
Lineage: Eukaryota; Metazoa; Arthropoda; Insecta; Coleoptera; Chrysomelidae
Source: the annotation of a GenBank genome assembly